AUGAAAGAUAAUACAAUGAGUAGUACUGAUCAAAAGUUGGUCUUCUCAAGAAGUUUUAGCCGCAAGGAACAAAAAAUAUUUGGUUGUGGAGCUCUCGUUGGUUGUCUCAUUGUUGCUGUCACAUUUUCCACGGUUUUCAAGUCCUAUCUUCAUCCUAUAUCUGAUCAUUUUGAAGUAGAGACUACGAUAUAUCCGAGUAUUCGUAACUGGAGCGAUUCGAGAUCGGACGUGUACGAAAUAACCGGCGAUGUGAGAUUCGACGGCCGCUCGUUCACCAUCUUCGCAGAUUAUGCUAUAGACAACAAUGCCUCCGAGUGGACAGUGAAACCGUAUGCCCGAAAAUUCGAUGAGUUCGCCAUGAGUAAGGUCUCCUCCCUAACGGUCAAACAUGUGAUGUCAUCCCAUAAAGAUAGUAAUAGAAAUAACGACGAAACCCCAAUCAAGAUGCCUAACUGCGACAGGAUGUCGCGCGUGUGGACACCUGUCGUCGUCUUCUCGACGGGUGGCUUCUCGAGCAACUAUUUCCACGCCUUCACCGAUGUCCUCUUACCAUUGUACUCCACGUCCAUCCGGUUCGGGCGAGACGUUCUCCUCGUCACGCUCGACGGGCCGCUAUCGUGGGCCCACAAGUAUAAGAAAAUCCUCGAUCGGCUCUCUAAAUACGACGUCAUCUCCAUUCCCAAGUCCGAGAAUCAUGACCGAGCAUUUUGCUUCUCGCGGGUGGUCGUGGGCCUCAGAGCCGAAAGGGAGUUCACGGCUAACGAGCGUUCGACGCCAGAGUUCGCGAGGUUGGUCCGGAGCGCGUACUCCCUCAAGAGGGGGGUUGUGUAUUCGAAAUCGAGCCCCCGAUCCCGAAUGCUCAUCGUGUGUCGGAGGAAGGGUCGGCGCCUCGUGAACCGAGUGGAGGUCGUCCGCGUGGCGCAGGGGCUAGGGUUCGACGUGGUAAUGAGGGAGAUGGGGGAUGACAUGGCGGAGGUUGCACGGCUCGUGAACGGGUUCGAUGUGAUGGUCGCGGUUCACGGGGCGGGACUCACCAACAUGGUGUUCCUUCCACGAGGGGCGAUUGUGGUGCAGGUCGUGCCUUACGGGCUGCAAUGGGUGGCUCGGAAGUGCUUUGAGGGCUUCGCUCGGAGCAUGAAGCUAUGGUACCUCGCCUACGAGGCAGGCCUGAACGAGAGCUCGCUAGCGGUGUCUGGGGAAAACCCGGAUGUUGUCCGUCGGAAGGGAUGGGGUGCUUUUAAGGCUCUGUAUUUGGACGGCCAAGAUUUGCGAGUGGAUUUGGUUAGGUUUAGGGGGACUCUUAUGAAGGCAUGGGAGCUCCUUCAUGUGUGA
Molecule: messenger RNA, 1332 nt
Organism: Striga hermonthica
Lineage: Eukaryota; Viridiplantae; Streptophyta; Magnoliopsida; Lamiales; Orobanchaceae
Source: the annotation of a GenBank genome assembly